Molecule: messenger RNA, 1309 nt
Organism: Saccostrea cuccullata (small rock oyster)
Lineage: Eukaryota; Metazoa; Mollusca; Bivalvia; Ostreida; Ostreidae
Product: multiple epidermal growth factor-like domains protein 11
Exons: 9
Coding region: 1-1164 (387 amino acids)
Molecular function (GO): scavenger receptor activity
Source: RefSeq, a predicted model, not a curated record
AUGGCGGGAACAUGUGCCGCACAUGUGCUUGGCCUAGUCAACAAUUUUCAUAAUUCAAAAUGCAGCGGUGGUGGAUAUGGCCAGGAUUGUAAACAGAGAUGUGGAGCGUGUCUAGGGUAUAAACAAUGUCACCAAAUCAAUGGAUCCUGUCUUGAAGGAUGUGAUGCAGGAUUUAUAGGAUUGCUUUGUAAAAUGGGUUGUUCUCUUGGAAAAUUUGGCGUCAACUGUAAUGAAAAUUGUAAUGGGAACUGUGGUGUACCAUUUAGAUGUAACAGAACGACAGGAGAAUGUGAGGGAGGAUGUCAACCAGGUUGGGAGGGACCUCGAUGCGAAGAAGAAUGCAGCAGAGGAUAUGGACAGAAUUGUGAACAGACCUGUGGAGCUUGUCUGGGAUAUGAACAAUGUCGCCACAUCAAUGGGUCGUGUCUUGAAGGAUGUGAUGCAGGAUUUGAAGGAUUUUUUUGUAAAACGGGUUGUUCUCUUGGAAAAUUUGGCAUCAACUGUAAUGAAAAUUGUAAUGGGAACUGUGGUGUACCAUUUAGAUGUAACAGAACGACAGGAGAAUGUGAGGGAGGAUGUCAACCAGGUUGGGAGGGACCUCGAUGCGAAGAAGUUUGUAAGGAAAAUAAGUACGGUGAAAACUGCUCUAAUUCGUGUGGAUUCUGUCAGGACUCAAACUGCCACUAUGUAAAUGGUUCUUGUCCUGGAAUAUGUUCGGAUGGAUAUAUAGGAAUAUUAUGCAAUGAAAUGUGUAAGGCAGGAUUUUAUGGAGAGAAUUGCAAAAAAGAAUGCAGCAUUUUCUGCAAGUCAUCACGUGACUGCAACCACGUGACAGGAUAUUGUAAUGAAGGAUGUAUUGGUGGAUGGCAGGGUGCUAUGUGUUUACAAGUUGCAGAGAAAACUAUUGAUACUGAUUGUCUCGCAAGAUUUAAUGGUGUUCUUGCCUCUCUCUGUGUUUGUCUAAUAAUAAUCGGCAUUUUAAUUGCCUACAUCUGUAUCUAUAGAUGGAAUCUGAAAGGAAAAAUAAGGAAAUCGAUGUAUAAAGAAGAUAAAGAGACAAAGUCAACAUCAUUUAACAUGGGAAUUAGCUCUAAUAAAAUUGAUGAAGACGACAAGAACAGAUAUCAGGAGCUGGGGGGAACUGGCGCUACCAUCAGAUUAUGAUCGGAUCUGAACGUUCACAUCUUAUAUUCAUAUUGGCCAAAGUUAUAGCGAGCGCAGCGAGGCGCCGCGAAGUUGACCGAAUAUGUCUCGCAGUAAUAAACAGAUUCAUUUUUAUAUAAUUUAAUUUUCAACAUCAAAGUUUAAA